Molecule: messenger RNA, 3031 nt
Organism: Cololabis saira (Pacific saury)
Lineage: Eukaryota; Metazoa; Chordata; Actinopteri; Beloniformes; Belonidae
Gene: enox2
Product: ecto-NOX disulfide-thiol exchanger 2
Exons: 18
Coding region: 341-2404 (687 amino acids)
Biological process (GO): ultradian rhythm
Cellular component (GO): external side of plasma membrane; plasma membrane
Molecular function (GO): RNA binding; protein-disulfide reductase activity
Source: RefSeq, a predicted model, not a curated record
CCAUUGUUUGACAGCACCUCGUUGCUAACCGGAGGGUUCCCUAGUUACCCCUCGCUGCAGCUCCCCGAGCCUCCUCCAGAGCCCUGCAGGUGUUUGUGAGAACUCAGGGAGCACAAGAAAGGGACAAGCGUCUGAAACAGCUUGGGCCCUAAUGCAAAGAGAGGUGCCCACGAUCUGGAGGAGAGAGGUUUCUUUCACUUCAGAUCCAAGACACCUCACGAGACAAAGCAGCAGCUGAACAACACAAGUCUCCCUCUAUGUUUCACAGUGGGUUGUCUGAAACAGAUUGGCUGCAAGACCAAAAAGCUGAGCUCACAGCCUGCACCGCUGCAUCUCCAGGAUGUACAAAAAGUACAGAUCAAAUCAAGUCACAGGACUUAACCCUCUUCCCUUUGACCCGGCGACCAACAACGACCCUCUCCAGUUCAGCGGUUCCAGCGGGCCUCUGGUGACCGACUGUCCUCCCUUGGAAAACACAGCUGAAAACAACAAGAAGAGGAAAAGAGCCAGCCUCGCUCAAGAAAGUAUCUGCAACAUGACAAUGGACUCCAACUCGAUGACGAUGCCAAUGUCUGAUCCCAAUCCCUGGGCCACAGCCAUGAACAACCUGGGGAUGCCUCCCAUGGGAAUGACUGGACAGCCCCUCAUGCCAGAUUUUGACCCCAACCUUGGCAUGAUGGCUGGAAUUACCCCCAUGAACCCCAUGAACCCCAUGAUGCCGGGGCUGGGUAUGAUGUCCCAGGACCUGCCAGUGGUGAAGGAGAUCAUCCACUGCAAGAGCUGCACCCUGUUCCCCGCCAACCCCAACCUUCCCCCUCCAGCCACCAGAGACCGCCCACCAGGAUGUAAAACUGUGUUUGUUGGGGGUCUGCCGGAGAACGCCAACGAGCAAACCAUCGUGGAAGUCUUUGGACAAUGUGGCGAAAUCACUGCAAUACGCAAAAGCAAAAAGAACUUCUGCCACAUCAGAUUUGCUGAGGAGUUCACAGUGGACAAGGCCCUCUUCCUGUCAGGAUAUCGAAUUCGUUUAGGCUCCAGCACGGACAAAAAGGACACAGGUCGACUUCACGUGGACUUCGCCCAGGCCAGAGACGACCUGUACGAGUGGGAGUGCUACCAGCGGAUGUUGGCCAGAGAGGAGCGUCACAGACGCAAGAUAGAGGAGGAUCUCCUCCGGCCGCCAUCCCCUCCGCCGAUUGUCCACUACUCUGAGCACGAGUGCGGCCAGCUGGGAGACAAGAUCAAAGAGGAGGGCAAGUUUCCAGAAGCGGUGCACGUGCUCUUGACCUGGCUGGAGCGAGGGGAAGUCAACCGCAGGAACGCCAACAACUUCUACUCCAUGAUCCAGUCUUCCAACAGCCACAUCCGCCAGCUGAUGACUGAGAAGAGUCAGCACGAGAAGGAGAUGGAGGAGGCCAAAGAAAAGUUCAAGACGGCUCUGCAUGGGAUCCUGGUUCAAUUUGAACAGAUUGUGUCUGUAUUCCAAGCCGCUUCCAAACAAAAGGCAUGGGACCAUUUCUCCAAAGCUCAGCGCAAGAACCUGGACAUGUGGCGCAAGCAAGCAGAGGAGAUCAGAAAUAUGCACAACGAGCAGCUGAUGGGCAUCAGGAGAGAGGAAGAGAUGGAGAUGUCUGAUGAUGAUAUGGAGGACAACCCUAACAGCAAGGACUCCGAGGACUCGGCUGUUUCUCAAGCCGAAGCUUUACGGGAGGAGAACGACUCCCUGCGCUGCCAGCUGGACGGCUACAGAAACGAGGUGGAGCUGCUGAAGCAGGAGCAAGGCAAGAACCAACCAAUGAGGAGCGAGGAGGACAACACUCACUCCCAGCAGCUCAGCUUCUUACAGCAGGCUCUCCAAGGCAUGCAGAAGCAACUGUUGAAAAUGAGGGAAGAAGUGAAGCAACGGGACGAUGAAUUGCAAAAGAGCAUUGAGGACAAACAGCAGCUGCAGACACAAGUCCAGACCCUGAAGGAAGGACUGGAGAACCUGAAAAACACACCAAUAGUGCAGCUGGAGCUGGAGGUGCCAACGCAAGAUGACGGAGGCAUCGAGGAGAUUGCUAUUGAACCCAGCGAGGAAGUUUGCACGGCAUCUAAGGUGGUGUCCUGCAGUCAGGAGAAGGAAGGUCCAUCGGAGCAGCUCCUGCAGAGUCCUGUCCACUCGGAGAGAGAAGCUGUGCUCGUCGGGAUCAUUUCCACCUUCCUGCACGUCCACCCGUUCGGAGCGAGCAUCGAGUACAUCUGCUCCUACCUGCAGCGUUUGGACACCAAGAUCAACACCAGCGAGGUGGAGGCUCUUCUGUCCCGGCUCCCCUGCACCUUCAAGCAGGAGCUGACGGGAGUCGGAGCCAGUCUGGAGAAACGCUGGAACUUCUGCGGUUUCCAAGGCAUCAAGAGCACAUAGACCUGCUGGAGACGCUUCUGGGACGUGGAAGAGACGACAGGCAAACACGACGACAGGGACGGUGUAGCGACGUGAAAGACAAGACCAACAAAUAUCAAGGACCCAGGACCGUACCUGACGGUACACGGACACGGAGGACUGAUCUCAGAUCAAGAAGGAGCGUUAUAUAAGCGUUUCAGGCACUCUGCGUAGGCGGCAGAGACUUAAAAACUUAGCAUCGCCAUGGUAACGGGGGUUUUGAUGCCAAGCACCAGGGAUGGAGUCCUCAGGAGUUCCAACUGAGCCUCUCUGUGUCUGCUGAAUAUGUUCAGACCCGGUGGCUCCGUGGGAGUCCCAGAAGAGCAGCGUCUCCUCCGGCCGCUGGAGCCCACGGAGGGCAGGAUCUGGUGGUUUUUUACCUGCUCUCGGCUCUGUCUGGUCUCAACGUGGGUCCACAGGGCUAAUCAGGGGAGAUACCGGGGUCUGCCCGGACACUCGGCCUCCCCCUCUUCUCUUUUAUCCGUGCCCAGUUUGUAACAUACAUCGAAAAAUGGAUAUAUUUCUUCAUUUUCUGUAAAGGCUGUUAAAAGUUGCAUAGAAUCACUUGUUGUAAUACACUGUAAAUGCUUGGAUGAUAUUUUUGACUAA